AUGCUGUCUGACAAGAGUCUCGGUUCGGUGCUCGUCACCGGUGGCUGCGGCUUCUACGGCCACCAUCUCGUGCGCCGCAUCCUCGAAAUCGAGCCGACCUGCGCCGUCUCGGUGCUCGACGUCGACGUCUCCGCAAACAACUUCCCCGGCGUCUCCUACUACCAAUGCGACCUCGCCGACAGCGCUCGCGUGCGAGCCAUCUUCGAGCAGGUCCAGCCGCCGCCGCGCCUUGUCUUCCACCUCGCGUGCCCUCCAAGCAUCAUCGUCAACGACCGGCGCUUCUUGCGCGUCAAUGUUGACGGCACCCGCCAUCUCCUGGACGCGUCCCGGAACGUCGGCGUCAAGGCCUUCGUCUACACAUCGUCGUCGGCCGUCGUGCACGACAACGAGUCGGACCUGAUCGAGGCCGACGAGAGCAUGCCCAUCCUCAAGCCGCCGCAGCAGAAGAGCGUCUACACCCUCUCCAAGGCCAUUGCCGAGGAAGACAUCCUCGCCGCCAACCGCAAGAAUGGCAUGCUGACGGUCUCGCUGCGGCCCUGCACCACCUUUGGGCCGGCCAACCCAGGCUUCAUGAGCCGCAUCGUCGAGGUUGGCAAGACCGGCAAGGCGCGCUUCCAGAUGGGAGAGAAUAACCCAUGGGACUUCAUCUACAUCACCAACCUGGUUCACGCCUGCCUGCUCGCCGCCGACCGCCUGCUCGCCGCCGCCGACGCGCCCGCCCUACCCGCCAACCAGCGCGUCGAGGGCGAGGCCUUCAACAUCACCAACGACGAGCGCAUGACCUUCUGGGACUUCACCCUGGCCACGGCCGCCGCCAUGGGCAAACCCGUCGACAACAAGGACAUCAAGAAGAUCCCGCGCUUCAUCGCCCUCCUCGUCUGCUUCUUCUCCGAGUGGGGCGUCUGGCUCUUCUCGCUCGGCCGCAGGCAGUCCAACAUGGUUCGCGAGGGCGUCGUUUUCGCCUACAUCACCCGCACCCUCAACACUGACAAGGCCAAACGAGUGCUGGGCUAUCGCCCCAUUGUCUCGUUGAAGGAUGGUAUUCAGGAGAGUGUCGACUGGUACAUGAAGCAGGACAAGAAAGCCGAGUGA
Messenger RNA from Diplodia corticola, 1092 nucleotides. Its product is annotated as sterol-4-alpha-carboxylate 3-dehydrogenase. Gene Ontology annotation, molecular function: 3-beta-hydroxy-Delta5-steroid dehydrogenase (NAD+) activity. The transcript has a single exon. Lineage: Eukaryota; Fungi; Ascomycota; Dothideomycetes; Botryosphaeriales; Botryosphaeriaceae. The record is from RefSeq and is a predicted model, not a curated record. The coding region runs from base 1 to 1092 and encodes 363 amino acids. Gene Ontology annotation, biological process: steroid biosynthetic process.